UUCAGACGACGAGGUGGCACGAAUGACAGAAAUUCUACUGAACUUGUAAACAUUGGAAUUUUCUUUGUGCUGUGCAACAAAUAUAAAUGUUUCACGAUUUAAUUACAGUAUAAUUAAUUAAGUACGUUAGUAUUUGAUUUGGCCUUCCCUUGCAAGGGGGGAGAGCGAGUGAGGGGAUUGGUUAACAAAAACCAUAAGUAAUUUAGUGAAGUAAUAGGUUUACAUUUGUUGGUGAACCCUAUACCAAAUUUGUAGUCUGCACCUCAAGGAAUACGUACGAGUCACAUGAUCAUUUUGAUCCUUGACCUUUCGCCACAGGUAGCACCCCUGAAAAAGUAUGGCUCAGAAGGAGAGAACGGCCCACAAAGAUGGGAUAAGGUCAGGGGUCGGCGCUCACCUUGACGGUUGGUCCGAGCGAAAAACGUUUGAGACAAAAAAUGUUGGUCUGGUCGAAAUAGUAUCGAUGAUUACGCUUUCGACCUCAAUUGGUGGGUAAUUGGCAGAGGUAAUUUUCAAAAGAUAAUCCCUCCCGUAUAUCACGGAGAGGUCAGUGUUCCAAAUGAUGUUAUUCAGAUUCCGUGCUGUAAGGAGAACAAACUUGGUAUAAGGUUCACAGAUGAGAAAAUUAUGUACUUUUAAUAAACUUUUUUUUUAAAUCGGGACUAUUGAGGAUUUUUACAGUUGCAGUUUUUAUGAAUUCUUAGUAAUUUAUGUACCGCAGGCUGGCACUAGAAGUGAAUUGUGUGGGUGGGAAGACGAAAAGAGAGGAGAAGGAGAUUUUGACUCAAUAAAGUCUCCAUCAACGUAUUCUCAGGCGAAACUAAUAACGAAGACCAAACCCAAGAGUAAGUUUAGGGGACGUUCUUAAAUUACGUAACGUUUGAAGGGGGGGAGAGGUAUCUGCUCCAAUGAUGUCGUGCGUAUGUACGCCAUGUUAAAGGGCGAGGGUGGGGUCUAGAAAAUCGAUUUUUAGCGUUACGUAAUUUAAGAACGUCUCCUUAAAUGUAUGUAGUAUUGGCGAAUUUGUAUAAUUGAUUGAUAAGGUGAUUUGAUUUUUGUUGUUAUUAAUUAGUAAUAACCUUUCAGCCAGCGUUGUUCCGCUACUUCUAAAAUUCGAUAGAUAUAUAGCCACCCAAAUGUGUAUUAAUAUGUAUUUAAAUAGUUACUUAUGGCGACUUGUAUGGAUUUCUAUUAGACAAUAAUUAACUGUGAACUUUUAUAAUUAUGAGGUUACUCAACAUAGCAGACCACCUCUGCCUCCUGUGUUUGAAAUCCUUUGACAACGACAUAGGGGAUGGCGACCUGGUUGAAAUGAAGUCCGGAAGGAAAAUAGUACUUUCAUCCUUCUGCGAAUUAUUAAAGCCAUCGCAUUCAACGUCGAAAACGUGUUAUCCAUCCAAAUCCUUGGAGGAUGAAUGGUGCAAAUUUUGUUUAGAUUGCUACCCCUUGAUUCUUGACGUGGAGGAAAGUCGUCACCAAAUUUCCAUCUUGGAAGAAAAAAUUGGGAAAAAAGUUGGUGAAAUACGUCACAAAAUUUCUUCGUCUCCACAGGUUUGCGAGAAAAUUAAGAAAUUGAGGCAAAUUAUACUUCAGGUCACGGAGUCACAGAACAGUGUCGAUCAGGAAUAUGCGAACAAUGUUUUGGAGGAAGAGGUGUACGUAAAAAUGGAACCAGAUGUCAACUCUGAAGGUGACCAUGUUGAAGAUUAUAGCUUUUCAUUCUCCCCCACUGAUGAAGAAAUUCACUCAAGUAAUGUAGUCAAAGUCGAUCCUUCUGAAGGAGAUGACGAUGAUGAAUCUGCCUUCUGUAUUUAUCCAUUUAUACAAAAGACCGGAAGUGGGAGGCAACCAGAAUCUGGACAGUCGAGGCGACUACGACGUAAACGCGAACGGGAAGUUUCGUCCAUAAUACGAAAACCUGCCAAGCCCUGCCCAGCCUCGAAACAUAUCAAACUUGAAUCUCGAACCUUUUCCGCUCGGGGAGGAAGGGUACGAAUAUCUCCCCGCGCCAAACCUACAAAAGUCGUUAAAACUCUCCAAGUCUGUCUAGAAAGACUCCGUCCAAUCAAAGAAUCCCUCCCUAAAUCCGAUCCAUCAUCGGAAGAAGAUGAAGAUUACAAUCCAAAAAUUUGGGAGGAUGACAAGGAUUGGACUCCAAACAAAGAUCACUCUGAGGAUGACGAAAAAGAUGGAAAAACCUCCCGUCGUCGCGAGCCUGACAUUCUUUGUGUCGUGGCAGGGUGCACCGUUAAGUUUCCAACUAUUAAAGCGAGAAGUGUUCACAUGCAAGAGGAACACGGAGGCGUUCGAAUCCGAGCUCCUCACCAGUGUACCCUCUGUCCCAAGAGGUUUAGGCGCCUUGGUGAGUUCUCAGUCCACCUCGUAGUUGUUCACGAGACUGGUGAGAAGAAAUUCCCCUGUGCCAAGUGUGGCAAGAGUUUUGCCCUAAUGGUGAACCUGGAGCGUCAUGUAGAACUGCAUAAACUCGAGGGGGUGAAACCGAUCGUUUGUGAUGUGUGUGAUAGUAGAUUUAAGGACGAGAAAAAGCUAGGGAUACACUUACGGAUCCAUGACGUAAAACGGUGUCAUCUUUGCGGAAAAGUGUUAAAGGAUAAAACAGCGUUGGAGAAACACGUGCGCACCCACACGGGCGAGAGGGUGGUAAAAUGCGACCAAUGCGAUGCCACCUUUAUCGAUAAGAUUACUCUGACUAGACACAUUGCCAAGGCUCAUUCCAGCGGCCAGGCGCAACAUAUUUGCCAUAUUUGCGGAGCCGCUCACUAUUUGCUGCUCGACCUCAAAAAGCAUUUGGACCGACAUGAGGGUAAAUUUCGAGUGACGUGUGACACGUGCGGUGAACGUUUGCAGAGGCGCGUACCCUGCAGUCACAUCGAGUCAAGCCCAAAGACAUUCGCUUCUGCGGAUGGAUUACUACUACACAAGAAAAGCCAUGCGGGGAUUAGACCGUAUAAAUGUGAGAUUUGUGACGCAAGCUUUACCCGGAACCGACAGCUAGUAAUGCACAUUCGAACCCACACUGGCGAGCGUCCCUUCAAAUGCCCCGAGUGCGACAAAGCGUUCAGAAAUCAGAGUCAAAGACAGGUCCAUAUGAGGCGGAAACACACCCCUUGUGACGUCAACCCUAGACCGCAUAAAUGCCCCCACUGUGAACUGACAUUUGAAUAUCCAUUCUUUCUGAAUGGUCACAUCCGCAAAAUCCACACGGGAGAGCGACCUUUCAUUUGCCACCAGUGUGGAGAAGGGUUUGCCGUUAAGGCCGCACUCGUCCGGCAUUUGCAAAAGGUGCAUGCUAUUAUUAGGAACAAGAAGAGGGGGAAUGAUACUGCUUAAGUCUGCCAAGGAUUGACGGGACACGUCUCCCCUGGGACUGGAAUUAAUUUAUAAAUACAUAAUUCAUAAAUACAAAAAAUUUGUAAAAUGUUCUAUUGAAUGACCUCUUGUUUUGUAAGCAAGGUCAAAAAAUCUGAUCAAAUUUUAUUUAAUUUCUAUGUGAUGCGUUUACAUAUUUUCAAUAUAUUUGUUCGCCAAAAAGAUAAUAUUACAUAUGUUGGGCUGAACCAUGAGAACAUUGUGGGGACAUGGGUAGGAAAGCGAGGAUAUUUAAGUUAUUUGAUCCUGAGACACACAUAUUCUUUUGCAAACAGCCCUAGAUUUAAAAAUUCCAAUUUUUGAUAUGACGCCAAAACCUGUAACAACUCCUGUGAUAUUUAAUAACAUUAUUCACGGCCCUGUGUAAUAUCUAAAAAUCGCCUGGAUUCUGUACACUCAACAAAACAACUUAAAAAGCAAACUCAAUUUUAGAAAAUAUGAUGGGCCAACGGUGAGGCAACCUUUCAGAAAGUCGAAUAUCAAAAUGUUUUAAGUAACCGAAAAUUAUCCCAGUUAGGUACAAUAUCUGCCAUAAUAGAAUGUAGGAAAUUUCUUGUUUUUUUUUGUUUUAUCCGAGUCAGUCUGCCUCACCUAAGAGUGUUAUUUGCAAAAAUAAUUUAUAAAUCCAAUUUUAAGUAACUAACUGCCUCACAAUAUAUGACUGACAAUAUUGAUGUGAUUAAUUCAGAUCAGAUUUGGUAGGGUAGAGAAUAUUAUAUAAUUCAUACUUGAAUUAUCUAAAGAUAAUCCAGUGUAGUACGAAUAAUUCAUAUUCGACUUUUCAUACUACUUCUCCUUAUUUGUUACAUGUAUGCAUUUUUUUAUAAUACACAAAAUAUUUUAUACAAUUCGCAAAAAAUUUGGUUGAUGCAUGACAACAGUACAACAAGUCGAUCAGACUCUGGCAUGCAUAUGUAACUUGAGAAAAUUACAGUAAAACUGGUUAUGUUGGUUGAUAUAUGUAUGCUUGCAAAAACUGUGUUUUUACACGGCACAGUACAUAUGCUGCUAAAUAUGAUCUUAUAACAUGCUAUUACUCUGUAAAACUCUGCUGGCUAUAUGCUAAAUUACGUAGGAAUUUGUAUGGUUAUGAAGCCUAACCAGAGAAUGAAUUGCAGCUGAUUUGGCGGAAAGAAUACAUGUACAUUGUAUUAUACCAAAUUAUCAUUUCUGAUACAUUACGUUAUGAAUCCUCUUUUCUUGCUUUGAGAUACAUUUACUUUAUUAAAUUUAUAAAUUGUGUACAAUACAGUGAAUUGCUGUAUUUUAAACGUUUAAAUAUAAUGAGUAAAUCAUCAUCGGGUAGAGGCCGGACUAGAUCGUUUCCUAUCGUCAUCUCUCCGCAGGAGGUCCGCGAUCUUACGACAGAAGUUAAAACUGCUGUUGAGCAGUUGCUAAGCAAUUGUUCUUCAAAUGUUAACACGCCAGAUUACGAAAAAUUAUAUCGAAACGUGUACACUCUGAUUUUACAUGGGCACGGAGAAAGCUUGUACAAUGGAUUAAAAUCCGAUAUGGAAGAAGGCUUGAGAAAGAUUAGGGCGGAUAUUCUAAUUUCGUUGGAAGAUGACUUUCUCCAGAAAUUGAGUCAUGUUUGGGCGAAUUAUGAUACGUCCGUAAUUAUGAUAAGGGAUAUUUUCAUGUAUAUGGAACGCGUCUACGUAGCAGAAAAGAAUAUCGAUGGGGUAAUUGACCUUGGAAUGAUUUUAUUUCGAAAUGAGGUUAUCCGUUUUCCUGCCAUAAAAAAUAAAUUGAGGGAAAUUAUUCUGGAGUUAGUUGUACAAGAUUUCCGAGGAGAAUUGCCUCAGUUUGAAUGGCAAGAUUGUGUUAAAAAUAUUAAAGAGGUUUCCCAAAUGCUAAUCAAACUCGGGGUGAAGGACAAUAAUCCUUCCAUUUAUGAGGAAAUUUUUGAGGAACCAUUUUUACUAAAAGUUGUGGAAUUUUAUAAGAUUGAAGGUGGCAAGUAUUUAGAAGAUAAUAACGCAAAUUUGUACAUCUCACAAGUUGAAGAUCGAAUUAGAGCAGAUAUGAAUCGUGUCCAGCUUCUCAGUCUGCAUGAAUCAACUGGAACAAAACUACUUCAGAUUAUGGAGGAUGAACUGAUCACAAAAAAUAUCUUGACUCUUAUGGAAGUUGAUAUGGGUGGGGUUGAAGAUAGCCUGAUAAACCGGAAGGAAGAAAAUUUUACUCGUUUACAGAAUUUUGUGGGGAGAGUGGAAGGCGGCAAGGAAAAAUUGGGAGCAUAUAUCACAAGCUAUUUGAAUGAUCAGGCUGACCCAAAUUUGCCAAGUUUUGAUGGACAAAGUAUUUCCUGGAUUGGAUGAAUUUCACAAUGUAUUUUUAUUUUUAUGAGAUGAAAUUAUGUAACAAUUGUGUCAAUAAACAAGGCGACGUUUUGGAUACGAA
Molecule: messenger RNA, 5793 nt
Organism: Folsomia candida
Lineage: Eukaryota; Metazoa; Arthropoda; Collembola; Entomobryomorpha; Isotomidae
Product: zinc finger protein 70-like
Source: RefSeq, a predicted model, not a curated record